This is a messenger RNA of Acanthaster planci (crown-of-thorns starfish), 1068 nucleotides long. RefSeq names its product potassium channel, subfamily K, member 16-like. Gene Ontology annotation, molecular function: outward rectifier potassium channel activity; potassium ion leak channel activity. Gene Ontology annotation, biological process: potassium ion transmembrane transport; stabilization of membrane potential. The record is from RefSeq and is a predicted model, not a curated record. Lineage: Eukaryota; Metazoa; Echinodermata; Asteroidea; Valvatida; Acanthasteridae. Gene Ontology annotation, cellular component: plasma membrane.
AUGAAACCCUGGAAGAAGUGCCUGCUACUCCUCGCCGCCUUCUUGGCCUACUUGUUCGCCGGUGCCUUCGUCAUUAUUCUGAUAGAAAGGGAUGAGGUAACCCGGGCCCAGGAAAAGUUCUUCGGCGAGCUGGGCGCCUUCGUUCAGAGCCACUAUGCCUGCGGUGCGACACCAGACGAGGUGAUAGCGUUGAUGGAGAAGGCAGGAGUUGCGUAUUCGAGGGGAGCAUUCUAUUCGGAGAUGGCCAGCAGUCACAACGAGCUACUUGCGGUCUGGUCAUGGCCGAAUUCCAUUCUUUUUGCAUCUAGCGUUGUCACAACUAUUGGCUAUGGUAGAUUGGCACCCAAAACUGUUGGUGGGCAGGUUUUCUGCCUGUUCUUUGCAGUUCUUGGGGUACCGCUGUGCUACGUCGUCUUCUCCAUGGUGGGCGACACUUUCAACGCGCUCUGGAAAAGGUUUACCCGGUGCUCUGAUAAGUGCUUAGAGGUGAUCAGGUCAAAGAAUGCCCGACGGUUUCUUCUGGGUGCAAUCACCCUCAUGGGACUGUGGAUCCUUCUGGUUCUCCUACCUUCCGUCAUCUUCACCCAUACAGAGCCCUGGGAAUGGUGGCGCGCUCAGUACUUCUGCUUCGUCUCGCUCAGCACCAUCGGCUUUGGGGACGUCAUCUACGGCCUGGAGAGGGAAGGCGACUCCUACGCCCUGGACUGGAGCUACAAACUGGGCAUCUUGGUGUACUUUUUCCUCGGCCUAAGCUUGAUCUCCAUCGUCUUCAAGGGGGUCUGGCACUCGCAGAGGAAGAAUCUCAACCGCGCCAAGGCCAGAAUCCGCAGCACAACACGUGGUCUUCGGAGCCGCACAUUCAACCUGGGUCCCCAUUCCGACAGACACACUUUCCUCUCGUCGGCGCACCGGCACGACGUCUUGGACCCUGUCGGUGUGAUGGAUGCCUUGGGGAAGGAAUCGUGGAAACAGGGCGUGGUUGGAGUGUCUUAUCGGAUCAUCGAAAAGAAUGAUGCAGGCGGCAGCUCCUCGGGUUAUUCGGACACAGUAUUAGAAACAACGGUUUGA